Molecule: messenger RNA, 1851 nt
Organism: Lotus japonicus
Lineage: Eukaryota; Viridiplantae; Streptophyta; Magnoliopsida; Fabales; Fabaceae
Exons: 3
Coding region: 1-1851 (616 amino acids)
Source: RefSeq, a predicted model, not a curated record
AUGUCUCAAAGUUCAGGAAGAUCAAAGAAGAGUGUUGGUCGCAAGAUUAUUGUUAGCGAUCAUGGCGUGAAGAUUUGUGUUGAAUCUUCAACCCCAACCCCUGCUAGGGCUUCAAGGUCCACUCCAAUCCUGGCCUCCGUGCACUCACAAACACCGGUGAGGCGAUCCAGAAGGAUGAUGUCCAAGCAUUCAGCCCUAAAGCGCAAUUCCAAAUCAGUCAAUGUGUCUCCUACUGUGACUAUCUCCGAUGAUGAUCAGGAGAAGAUCAUUCCAGAUGAUCAAGUAGAUGCUAUUGUAGAUCGCGAUUUGGAGACUCUGGCAGAUGUUGCUAUGAGCCAGCGUGAUUCCCCUGUUGAGAAAUCACAGGAAGAUAUUGAUCAUUCUUCUGACUCCUUGAAGGAGGGUGGAACCACUGCUAGUGAAGAUGACAUCCCUGCGAAGACUCCUGUUCAAGAGAACUUCACACAGGAUUCCAGAAAGGGAAAAGAGAAAAUGAAUUCUGAAGAAAAUGAACCAAUUGUUAUUGUGAUGAAGAAGAAGAGUGUCUCUGUUCAACUGCCUGAGAAGAAGAAGUCUGUGAAAAAGAGUGCCAAAAAGAAGAAGGAGGCACAGGAUACUAAGAAGAAACAGGUCAAAGCAUCAACUGGCAAGAAGAGAAAACACAUCUCUUCAUCUGAUUUAGAACAAGAUGUUAUUCCAGAUGCUGCUAACAUGUCUUCCACAGCAAAGAAGAGAAUAAGAGGUAAGAGAGUUCCUCUUAAUAUUCCUGAUGCUCCUAUGGACAAUGUGUCCUUCCACACUGCAGAAUCUGCGCAGAGGAGGAAGUUUGUGUAUCAAAGAAGAAUUGCUAGGGAGAAGGAACUGAGUGAGGAAGCACUCAAGGUUGAUGAGAUUGUGAGUCUUCUGACUCAGGCAGGAUUGAUCAACACUGUCAAGGAUCUUGGCAGAUGCUAUGAUCAAUUGAUCAGGGAGUUCAUUGUUAACAUCCCUGUUGACUGCAAUGAUGUUGAUAGUCUGGGCUUUCGGAAGGUUUUUGUGAGAGGUAAGUGCAUUAAUUUCUCUCCUACUGUGGUCAAUGAGUUUCUUAUGAGAGAUGCUGGUGCUGUAAAUGAGGGGGAGCCAUGUCUGCAUAUGGUGGCUCAUACUCUCACUGGAGGCCUUGUCAAGAAAUGGCACAAGCAAGGCUUGUUGCCAUCUGCCAAAUUGUCUGCCAAGUUUGCUGUCUUGAACAAGAUUGGAGCUGCAAAUUGGGUAGCUACACAUCACACUUCUGGUGUCACUCCUCAACUGGCCAAAAUGAUCUACCUGAUUGGAACCAAGUCCAAGUUUGAUUUUGGUACUCAUGUGUUUGAGCAGACUAUCAAACAUGCUGAGUCCUAUGCUGUGAAACUGCCUAUCAUGUUUCCAACCUUGCUGACUGAACUGAUUGUGCAUCAACAUCCUGACAUUGUGAGGCCCAAUGAACCUCAAGACAUGGUGCUCGCUACUGCUAAGGAUAUUGAAAGUGCUAGUGGAUCCAAGCUUCCUGGCUCUGCCAAGAAAGAUGUGUUGGCUGAACUCAUUUCUACUUCCAAGACUCUGGAAGAUACCAUCCAUGCCAGCAUUGUGCGAAAGGAGCAGGUGGAUCAACUCAUCAAGUUGCUCCAAGGUGCUCAUGGAGAACAAGCACAAGAGGAUACUGUUGCUGACAGUGCGGAUGAAGAAGAGGCUGAUCUUGAAGAAGAGGUUGAGGCUGAGGUUGAAGAAGGCAUAGCUGCUGAGGAAGAAGGAGAGGAUGAAUCUAAUGAAGGCGAAGAAGAAGAAGAUAUUAGUGGCUCUGAGAGUUCUGGAUCAGAGAGUGCAUCUUUGUGA